Molecule: messenger RNA, 2212 nt
Organism: Cantharellus anzutake
Lineage: Eukaryota; Fungi; Basidiomycota; Agaricomycetes; Cantharellales; Hydnaceae
Product: beta-glucan synthesis-associated
Exons: 23
Coding region: 225-2021 (598 amino acids)
Biological process (GO): (1->6)-beta-D-glucan biosynthetic process; fungal-type cell wall organization
Cellular component (GO): endoplasmic reticulum membrane; plasma membrane
Molecular function (GO): glucosidase activity
Source: RefSeq, a predicted model, not a curated record
CAAUAUUGAACAUGGAAACUCAUUCCUAUUUGGGUUGGGCCUUAGUGCGCCGCCAUGGUCAACAGCCAAGCUUCGCGACCGUCCUUGGCAACUGUGUCGCCAACUGUGUCUAACUUCACCGGCAAGGUGUUUCACCACUUUCCUUACUCUUUCUUUUACUCUGGGCCGGGCCCUCUUUCCUUCCUUCUUAACCUCUCGUGCCUUGCCAUCCGCUCUCGCAUCCCAUGCGACGGCAGUCGUCUGCCUCACCCCUGGUUGCGAAUCGCCAACCAAAGCCCGCUCGUUAUCUGCCUUUGGAGCCGGACUUCGAGACUCUUCAUGCCUUACCACCUUACCAGAGUCAUGGAAAGGAUCGGAGCGACAAUCGCCACGAGAAAUUAUACAGAGGCCCCAUCUCGUCGUUAGACUCCAAGACUCUUGAGUCACUCCUCAAACACACGUUACCGCGGUCGACAACCGAGAAGUUCAAUGUGCUCGUGGACGUCUCUCAGAUCUAUAGCCCCAUGAAAGCUGGACGUUUCAGAGUAGAAGAUGACGAUGAGCUCCACAAUCCUAGUCCUCGAGAUCUAGAAAAUGGCAUCAACUUCAUCACACGACGAGGAUUCGCAAAUCUUGGCUGCCUGGUCAGCCUUAUUUUCACCACGCUCUUUUUUUUCGCUGGUUUUCCCGUUCUCUCCCAUUUUGGUUUCUUCAACCAUCUGUCCCGGCUUCAAGCUGCUAGAGUUGUGGGUGUCAACGCUACGGGACAGGUUCCCGAUCUAGGAAAUUUCUUUUACAUGAUAGAUCCUGACACGCCUCCGGCCGCAUACCAUCACACAUCCCUGGAGGACAACUCUCAAUGGGAUCUCAUAUUCUCGGACGAGUUCAAUAGAGACAAUCGUACCUUUUACCCAGGAGAUGACCCAUACUGGGAGGCGGUGGAUCUUCACUAUUACCAAACCGGGGACUUGGAGUGGUAUGACCCUGUUGCCGUUACAACUGGGAGCGGCGCUCUUCAAAUCACACUAAGCCAAACGAGCACACAUGGACUUAAUUACCAAGGAGCGGUCUCGUUACCCGGACUUUCGUCAGUUUCGGGACUAUGGCCUGCUGUAUGGACGAUGGGAAAUUUGGGGCGUGCAGGAUAUGGGGCGAGCACCGAUGGAAUGUGGCCAUACUCUUACGAUUCUUGCGAUUGGGGAACACUCGCGAAUCAAUCUUUCAAUGGCUUACCGGCUGGGACUGCAAGUGGAGGCAUACAUAACAGACCCCUUUCUUUCCUUCCUGGCCAACGACUGAGUGCGUGCACAUGCCCCGAAGAGGAUCACCCAGGGCCGAAGAGAGCUGAUGGUACUUUUGUUGGGCGAUCCGCUCCCGAAAUUGAUGUCCUCGAGGCGAUCGUGAACGAAGGAAUUGGGCAAGUUUCACAGAGCGCCCAGUGGGCCCCAUUUGACGAACGUUAUAACUGGAAGAACGACAGCGCGAAUGCCGUCAUCCUUAAUCCUUCUGCGGGGAAUUUCAACCCUUUCCGUGGAAACGUUUUCCAGGAAUCAACGUCUGGAUUAUUUAGGACAGAUCAGUCCGCGUAUAGCGGUUUCAGUGCGUCACCGAGCACAGUCAAGUACAGCGUGUAUGGCUUCGAGUACAAGCCAGGGAAAGAGGGUUAUCUAUCAUGGGUCAGCAAUGGAGUCCCAUCAUGGACAAUGAAAGCAUCCGCAGUUGGGGAAAAUGAAGUUGUCAACAUAAGCGCUAGGCCGAUUUCUCAGGAGCCUAUGUAUCUUAUAAUGAAUCUCGGAAUAAGUCCUAGUUUCGGUGAGAUAAGUCCAUCCUUGGAGUUCCCAAUGACAAUGUUCGUCGACUACAUUCGUGUUUACCAAGACCCCAAAUUGAAGAAUGUAGGGUGUGAUCCACCUGGUUUCCCCACCCAUGAUUACAUCAGUUCAAAAAUCGAUGUUUAUACAAACCAGAAUCUGACUACAUUCGCUCAAUCUGGACGGUCAUUUCCUCGGAAUCGCCUAAUUCAAACGUGUGGCCAAAGUUAACCGUAGUCUGCCGGCCGAGAACUGCUAUUCAACGAUUGGAAUUGGAGCUACAUCUGAAAAAGCAUACUGUCCCUGUGCGGGUAGAAUUCGGAUUACAACGCUCUUGAAUUGUCUAAAAUUGUCUGGAGCUUGACGAGCGUCCGCUUUAGUGUAAUGGCACCUCCCACCGUCAGGCGGGGCACCGAAGAGUC